AGGCACGAUAUGUAUUAGUUGCUGCGAUAAAGAAGGGAAGCAGAAGAUGGAGCGGGAGGGGGAAGAGCCUAACCAGAGUGGAUCUCGCUCUUCGGAGGAUCCAAACCCGUGUCCAAUAUGCCUCGCACCGAUGGAUCGAGAAGCCUAUCUCGACAUGUGUUUCCAUAAGUUCUGUUACAAUUGCAUUGUACAUUGGACUGAAGUGAGUGCCAGAAAGCAUUCUUGCUCACCUUCUUUUGUAAAAUGCCCUCUGUGUAAGAAGGAAAACUUUUCAAUCAUUCAUGGCUUUGAUGGGAGUUCUUUCGAAAGGCACUAUGUUAAUCAAACUUUUGGGAAUGGUUUUCUUCUUUCUAGAGCACACAAGUAUAGGUUACAAUGCUAUUACACCGAACCAGGUAUCCUAAACGACAUUUUUGAUGUACCAUGGUAUUGGAAAUCUCGCAAGUAUGUUCAGGCAAAUCAGUGGCUCCUAAAUUGGUUGAGAAGGGAAAUUCAAGCUUUGGUGCUGGACGAAGAUGUGGAAAUCAUUGCACAUCACAUACUUGACACGAUUGAUUCAUUCCGGAGAAGAAAUGAGCAGAAGCAUAAAACAGGAACACCUGAAACAAAACAAGAAGAAUUCAAGCUUCUAGUAUCUGAUGCCGCUAGGCGUUUUCUGAUGGCAAGAACAGAUCGUUUCGUGCACGAGCUGGAGCUUUUUCUUGCUUCUGGUUUCAACCUUGAGGCUUAUGAUGCAGUUUAUAUGCAGCGAUUGGGUUGGAACACACCCAGAGGGACCACAGUGGUUGCAGAAGAAGAACAUAAUCAAUCUGUGAUCCCGUAUUUAUACAUCUUUGAUGAUGAGUCCGAUGAAGCUGAUUGAUAGUUUGCUUCAUAGUGUCUUAGUACUUCAAUGUUUUCUUGUCAUUUGAAUAUCAUCUUAAUUUUACUUUUGAUUAAGCUCUAUACUUUUUGGAAUUAGUCUAAAUUUUCUGAAUAUCAUUUUGAUGCUAUCCGACCAAUUAGUGUAUCGCUGGCUAAUUAAUACGUUUUUUAUUCUGUAAGAGAUUGUAAGUUUGAAUCAGAUUAUUAUUUUUAUA
This is a messenger RNA of Carica papaya (papaya), 1079 nucleotides long. RefSeq names its product RING/U-box superfamily protein. Lineage: Eukaryota; Viridiplantae; Streptophyta; Magnoliopsida; Brassicales; Caricaceae. Gene Ontology annotation, molecular function: metal ion binding. The record is from RefSeq and is a predicted model, not a curated record.